UUAUUAAAAAACAUUUGUCAAAUUUUUGGUAGAAUCUUAUUUGAAUUUAUGAGAAUAUCAAAAUUAUUAAUGUAAUUAUUAUUCUUAGUUUUUGGUAAACUACAAAAUUAACGUGAUAUAAAACAACAUGGCUCCCCAUUGUGACAAAAGCUCUCAAAGGAAAUCUUUACUCAACAAUUUGAAAGAUUUAGUAAAUCAAAUUGAUGGAGGUUGUUGUGGCCCAAGUAACUGUGAUCCGUGCAAACCUUGUGUCCCUUGUGUGAGUCCUGUAGGGCCCGUAAUUGAGAUUUACGAUCCGUUACCCAAACCGUGCUUACCAAUUUGUUCGCCAUAUAUAUCUCCCGGACCUUGUGGGCCAUCUUGCGGACCAUGCGGACCUUGUCAGCCAUCUUGCGGACCCUGCGGACCUUGUCCACCAUGUCCAAAACCAGCUUGUGCACCAGGUACAUGUUGUCCUCCAAGUACUUGUUGUCCAGUAUCAUGUCCGCCAGGAGGAUGUCCUCCUACAAUGGUACCUCCGAUUUUACCUAUUUGUACUCCAGUACCUCCUCCAGCGAUCCCUCUUUGCACCCCAACUGAAGAGCAACCAUGUGUUCCUUGUAAUCCUCCCAAAAUGAUGGUAUGCUAUAGAAGAGGUAAAUACAAAAGAGGAUGUGGAAAAAGAGCGAGGUCUAGGGAACUCAGAGGUGGAGUAAUGUACAUGGGUUGCGAUUGUGAAAGAUCUAAUGGACUGCAGGAUAGCUGUAUGCGAUGGGAAUGCCAAGGGGCGCCACUAUGCGGUGGAAGAGGUCAUGCUCAUUGCGCUCCAAGUGUUUAUUCCACUGGCAAACAUCUAAUGAAAAAAAAUGCCGAUGCCGAUUUGGAAGAAUAUCAAUGUUAUCCUGCAUACAUCAAGUUACCGUCAUGCGGACCUUGUCCUCCCUGCGGUCCUUGUGGCCCCUGUGGUCCGUGUCCUCCCUGUGGUCCGUGUCCUCCCUGUGGUCCGUGCCCUCCCUGUGGACCAUGUCCUCCCUGUGGUCCAUGUCCUCCCUGUGGUCCGUGUCCUCCCUGUGGUCCAUGUCCUCCCUGUGGAACUUGUCCACCUGCUCCUUGCGGGCCUUGUGCUCCAAAUCCUGUUUGUCCUCCACCUCACGUGCCUCUUGUAGCGAAACCUCCAUGUCCACCGGUGAUAAUACCAACUCCACCACCAUUAGUACCGGUUGCGAAAAUUGUACCUGUUCCCCCUCCAAUGCCUUGUCCUUUACCGUGUCCACCACCGAUUGCAUGCUGUCCGCCUCCAUGUCCUCCAUCUUGUCCAUGUCCUCCUGCACCUAUAUGCAGUCCUCCUUGUCCCCCUUGCUGUCCUCCCUGUUAUCCUUGCUGUCCCCCGUGUCCUUGUUAAUCUGUACCGGUUAUUGAAGUGGAAUAAACGAAUUGGCUAAGUUCCUCGUUUUGAUAAUAAUUUAUUAUAAAAAAAAUUACGCAAGUAUUAAUUUAAAGUGAAGUUCUCAAUUGACAUGCAUAAAAAUAUUGUGGCAUGAAGAAUAAUAUACAAGUCGGAUGAAAUGACGUGCUGAAUCUCAUUCUACCAUUUAAUCGAAUAGUCAAAUAAAGUUUCUUCUGAAAAUUUGACUGGUACUGAGAAUGUUAUUGAAAUUAAACCUGUACUUCUAAAAAUCGAUUGAUCACCAACCUAGACGAUUCACUAACAAUAUCUUCACAAUAUAUUAUGUAUUUAAAUUAUAAGAACACCAUGUAAGUGCUGAGGCUGUUUUGAUAAUCCUUGGUAAGAACUGAGCAGCUACUCAUAGUCAUUGACUUAUGAAAAGCACAAUGAUAAGUAUAUAACCUAAAUAGCACCAAUUUUGUAGGUUAUAAAAUUAUCUGUUUUCUUGUUCAAGUUCAUUUAUAAACUUAAUAUACUGUCUCUUUGGUAUUCAUAAACAUCUUAAGAUUACAGAGUCAACUAGCAAAUUCUGUCUUUUGUUAGAUUAAUUAAUCACAAUUAUUAAGCUCUCAUAUACGGGAUACUUUAAGAUUUAUUGUUCGUUUUAUUGUAUAACUUAUCGCCAAAAAAUUUUAUUUACUAAUCUGGUAUGAGUAUCUAUAGGAGUCGACAGAAUAUUCAAUUACAGGAUUUUAAACUAUUUUUCUAACACAGAAUAUUGUGACUACCUCUCGCCAAAACUAUACCGAUAGUAUUAGCUGCCACUGCUGAAGUAACUGACGAAAACGAGCCAGAAAAUGCUACAAAUAGAGCGUAUGUAAAGGAUGAUGGAAUUGGUGAUGAAUUUGAAACUGUUGGGGAUGUGUGAUCUAUCCAAAGGGAGAGAAAAUUCAGAAGAUAAUCUGCCACUCACUCUUUACAAAAAAAAACGCUAAGUCUCCUUUGCAAGAAAUUGAGUAUUCUGACUUAUAUCAACCUCGCAAGGAAAACUGGUACAAUAUUAUUUAUCAGUCCCCAGAACACUUUAAGUGUAUGAAUUUUAAAUUUUGUAUGAUAAAAUCUUGGUCUUUGUCAAUAGAUUACAUGUGAAAUUGUAUAUGUAUGGGAUAGAGUAAAUCAGAAGAAAAUCUGUGGAUAUAUUAUUAUAGUUUAGUGAAUCUUUUUUGAAAGCAUUCUAUAUUAAAUAGUAUUUCAUGUAACAAUAGAAGAUUUAUUUCUAAUUGCGAUAUAUAUUUUAAUUAUUCUGUAUGUAGGUAUAUAUGUGUCGUAUGUUAUAGUCGAUAUAAGAACUAGAUUUGUUUUCUCAAUUUAUCUAUAAUUAUUUUUAAAUUAGGUAUUGUUUCUUAUUGUUGCUUUCUACACAAGUGUGACAAAUAUGCUGAUUUCAUAUGUUUAUUCUUAUAAUUAUAUCAAAUAUUUUUCAUUCCAUUUAUUUUAUUAAUAUUAAACUUCAGUACUAUAUAAGCUAAAGCUGCUAAAAAUUAUACUUAAACUCUCUUAAGCCAGUAAUCAAAAUGAUUUAUUCUGUUCCAUCUCAAUUUAUUGUUUAUUUCAUUCCACAAAUAUUUCUGUUGAUUUAUUUUCGGUAUACUGUACAUUAAAUUAUAAAGUUGCCAUUCUACAUCUGAAUUAUUUUUGUUUAGAGCCUCAGCAACUAUUAGAGAAUUUUUUAUAUAUGAAGUAGGUUGAAAUAAUAAUACUCAAUUUCAUCAUUUUACAUAAGUGUAUAUCAUACAGUACCUAUUAAGAAUUUGUAAAGCAAUUUUUGGAAAGUAACAGACAUUCAAUUCAAGCAAUUCAAUUAGAUAAGAACAAAUUUUUUUUAGUGUUGACACUUAUACUGGAAGUAAUUUUAUCCAACUCAAAAUCGAUAUAAUAAAUUCAUACUCCGUAAUUCAAUAAGAAAAGUUUGCAAAAUAAACAUGACGUUCAUGAAAGACGAGAACUUUGCUUAAAAGUUCAGCAAAGAAAUAGAAAAAGGAAGAAUUGUUACUUGCUUUUAGAGAAUUUGGCAUUUGUUAAUCGUUACUGGAACCAUAAAAAUUACAAAUUCCAAUAAUUGCUUCUAUUUAACAUUUUAUAAUAUCGACAACUGAAACAGAAAUCAGAAACUUUAUCUCUUCCUUAUAAAUGAGAAAAAGAAAACAAAAAAAGGGAAGAAACUAAUUCGACGUAUUCUUGAUUUAAAAUGUUUGUCAUUUAAAAAUGAAAUCUAUUCAUUGUAUUUUUUAGUUUCAAGUAGCUACUAUAAUCGCAAUGAUUUUUUUUUAAUAGAUCAGAAAUUUACUAUCAAUUCUUCUGUUUUUUAUUCCUAAAGCUCGCAUAGUUUCGCCACUAUGGUAUUAAAUACAAGUCUGAUACUUGAGAAUCCAGUGAACUUAGCUAAUUCGUUUAUUAUCACUUAUGUGUUUGUAUAAAAAAAAUGUAAAAUUAAUAAAACUAAGUUUUGAACUUAUAA
Messenger RNA from Diorhabda carinulata, 3884 nucleotides. RefSeq names its product keratin-associated protein 5-5-like. Bases 128 to 1381 code for a protein of 417 amino acids. The transcript is spliced from 3 exons. The record is from RefSeq and is a predicted model, not a curated record. Lineage: Eukaryota; Metazoa; Arthropoda; Insecta; Coleoptera; Chrysomelidae.